This is a messenger RNA of Rotaria sp. Silwood2, 771 nucleotides long. Lineage: Eukaryota; Metazoa; Rotifera; Eurotatoria; Philodinida; Philodinidae. The record is from the annotation of a GenBank genome assembly.
AUGAGGCGAACGGGCUCGGCUUUGCCCGGCAAACUUGAUGAAACUCCAGCAAGAAACAUGGCGAUUAUGUUAUUCAAAGACAGUGAAGAUUUAACAGAUAAACCUAUUCUACCACGACAUCGAAGACCACCAAAACGUUAUGAUUCAAAUCCAGCUGUUGUAAAUUUUUCUAGUUGUGGAGAAUUUUAUCGCCAACAAUAUAUUGAAGCACUUGAAAUUGUUGUUAAUAUGUUAAAAAACCGAUUUACUCAAAAGAACUUUAAAUUAUUAUGUAAUGUUGAGAAAUUUAUUAUUCAUGUAGCAAAUAAUUCACUUGAUGAUCCAAAUGAUUGUGUGCAAUCAAUUAAGAAUUUUUGUUAUGGUGAUAUCGAUGUUGAAAGAUUGAAAGGUGAAAUACUUAUGAUUUUUGAUUUUUUUCAAUCGGUAAUUAAAACAAAUCAGAUGAACAUAAAACGAAUCACAAAAAUUUCAACAAUUUGUGAAAUUUUAAAUACAUGUGAAAUAGGUAAACAAGCGUUUAAAGAAUAUCAUAAAUUAAUCAAACUGUAUUUAACCAUUCCGGUUACGACGGCCACGACCGAACGUACAUUCAGUACAUUAAAUAGAUUAAAAAAUGCAAUUCGUUCUUCGAUGACUCAAUCACGUCUCAAUCAUUGUUUAUUACCACAUAUUUAUAAAGAAAAACUUGAUGAAAUUGAUGCAAAUCAAAUCAUGUCCAAAUUUAUAUCAUCAAAUGAAAAAAGGCAAACUUUUUUUGGUUCAGUGCUCUAG